AUGAAAAAAUUAGACAAUGAUGAGAUGGAGGAUGAAACAAAUAAUUCUGUCUCACUAACGAGUCUUUUAGAAUUUCUCGAUCCGAUAGCGUCAAAAGUCGUUUCCAAAUAUUACCAUGGCUCGAAUCUUUCCAGAGCAGAACAGAAAUUGAGAAAUUUUGAAGGUUUUAGAAGACGUAAACCGCGCAAGGAACAUCAUAGCCAUCUGCACCAUCUGAAUAGGAGUCGUUCCUUUCUGCAGCUAGAAGAUUUUAAAGUGAAAGCUUUACAAAGAAUUAAGAAUUUAGAUGAGCCUCUAGAUUCCAUUUUUUUCAAAAAUAGCUCGAGAUUAGAGAAAGCGUUCUACCCGUUUACAUUAUUUAAUGUUUUUUUUAUUGGGUUUUUGAUGGGUAGGUUCCCAGAAUGGUUUCACAUUUAUUAUACCAUGCUUUUUUUUGUCCUAAUGCCCAUUCGAUUUUACACAUAUUAUAAAACCAAAAAUCAUUACUUUUUGGCUGACUUUUGUUAUUUUGUGAAUAUUUUAUGCCUACUGUUCAUUUGGAUUUUCCCACAUUCUUCUAGUCUUUUCCAAUCGUGUUUUGCAUUCACUUUUGGAACGUUAUGUUUUGCUGUUAUCACUUGGAGAAAUUCUCUAGUAAUACAUUCAAUUGAUAAAACUACCUCAUGUUUCAUCCACAUCAUACCUCCUUGUGUCAUGUAUGUUAUCUAUCAUGGAUUGCCGCUUGACUACAAGAUUGAUAGAUUCCCAGGGGCAAUCAUUCAAAGUUCAUUGGAUAUCAAAAAGAACAUUCUUUGGACAUCCCUUUACUACUUGAUUUGGCAAUGCCUAUACCAUUACUUCAUUACUUUGAAAAAGUCCAACAAAAUCAAGUCCGGUGAAAGAAUGACAAGUUUUGAGUACUUAACCACUCACCAGUUCAAAAACUUCUGGGCAGUUAAAUUGAGAUCACCUUGGCCGAUGGUGAUUUAUACACUCUCUCAAUACUUCUACCAGUUAUUUACCAUGUUAUUAUGUGGUAUAUGGAUUCGUUACAAGCUAGCUGCAGCUCUAUUUUUAAUCAUUGUAUUCCUUUGGGCAGCCCAUAAUGGGGCUACCUAUUAUAUUGAUCAUUACGGGAAAAAUUUCGAGAAGGAAGUUGAUAGGCUACGUCUUGAAGUCGAAAAUUUACAGCAAAAGUUACAACCUGAUUCGGAUGCGGUUUCUGAUGCAUCUGUGAAUGACAAAGACUUUUUAACUGUCGAUCAUAAUGAAGAAGACGAUUCAUCGAGUACGUCCUCAAAAAGUAAUUAA
Molecule: messenger RNA, 1290 nt
Organism: Saccharomyces eubayanus
Lineage: Eukaryota; Fungi; Ascomycota; Saccharomycetes; Saccharomycetales; Saccharomycetaceae
Gene: GPC1
Product: glycerophosphocholine acyltransferase
Exons: 1
Coding region: 1-1290 (429 amino acids)
Biological process (GO): phosphatidylcholine biosynthetic process
Source: RefSeq, a predicted model, not a curated record